Molecule: messenger RNA, 762 nt
Organism: Spodoptera littoralis (African cotton leafworm)
Lineage: Eukaryota; Metazoa; Arthropoda; Insecta; Lepidoptera; Noctuidae
Source: the annotation of a GenBank genome assembly
AUGUCGUCAUCCGAAUCGGAGUCAGUAUCAUACGUAGAAUACGAGAAUUUAUCCCAGAAAAUCAUAAUGGAAGUAGAGAAAAGGCCAGCUUUAUACGACACGGCAUUGCGACAAGAUAGAAUAACGAAAAACACGCUUUGGGAGGAAGUUUAUCAACACGUGUUUAGUAAUUGGGAGACACUGUCGAAGGCUGAGAAAAUACAGAAGGGGCACAGAGUUCAAAAGAGAUGGAAGAAUAUGCGGGACAGUUUUGCUAAAGAACUAACUAUGCAACGUCGGAAAUCUGGUCAUGGCGCUAUCAAAAAAAGAAAGUACGUUCAUUUCGAUUCUAUGAUGUUUUUGGUGCCAUCACUGCGGAAGAAAGAAACUAGCACAAAUACAGAAUCUACCUCACAGGACAACACUGGUAUGAAGAGCCCAAAAGACGUAACUGAAACAAAUAGUAUUCGGACCUCGUUCUUUAAAAAGGAUUCCAAAAAUUCUAAGACCCAAAGAGACGAUGAAGAGGAUGAACAACCAUUACAAAGUUUAACUUCAUCCUAUAAAGCAGUUUCUAAAAGCCAAAGGGAAGUUGAAGACGAAGUACAAAAUGUGCCAAAACUAUUAAACUCUACGCACUCCACGGUAAAUACGAGUGCAUAUGACGAAGAUAUAAACUUUACACAGAUGCUUAUCCCAAUGUUACGUAAACUUGAUGAAGAUCAGAAACAUUUUGCUAAGGUAGGAAUUCUGAAUAUCUUGCAAAAAGCCAAAUCUUUAUAA